Molecule: messenger RNA, 1170 nt
Organism: Beta vulgaris subsp. vulgaris (sugar beet)
Lineage: Eukaryota; Viridiplantae; Streptophyta; Magnoliopsida; Caryophyllales; Amaranthaceae
Product: probable F-box protein At5g04010
Exons: 1
Coding region: 42-830 (262 amino acids)
Biological process (GO): gibberellic acid mediated signaling pathway; SCF-dependent proteasomal ubiquitin-dependent protein catabolic process
Cellular component (GO): SCF ubiquitin ligase complex
Molecular function (GO): protein binding
Source: RefSeq, a predicted model, not a curated record
AUAGCAAGAAUUACAAUAACCAAAAUAAUACUAAGAUCAAUAUGUCAUCUUGCGUGAAUGCUUUUUCUCCUCCAUGGGAAGUCCUAGACCUAGUUUCACACCAUUUAGACCCAAAAACCUUAGCCAUAGCCGCUUGUGUGUCCAAGACUUGGGCCCACUGUUUCUCCUCGGACCACCUAUGGGACCCACUUUGCACCACCCACUUCCCCUCUCUCUCCUCCCUUACCACGGUGGCCACCGCCGUCCCCCGCCACCGCCUCUACGCCCUUGGUCACACCGCCGCCCUUCGCCGCCAACGGAAGCCUCGUAAACCUCGUCUUUCUCUAGACCGUUUGCUCUUCCACCUCUCGGUCCACCUCCCUAGUGGGGCGGUGGACAUACUAAAGCCAUGCAGUGACAUGCAGAGGGACAUGCAUGGGAUGUUUAGGUUUGACGUUGAGGUGGAGGAGGAGAGGGAGUGGAGUUUGGAGGAGCUGAAGGCGGCCACGGUAACGUGGACCGUGGUGGAGAAGGAUUGGAAGGCGGUGUUUACCGUGGCGGAGGAGAGUGGCGGUAAGCUGGCUUCGGCUAUCGAUGGGAUUUUUUCGAAGGAGUUGCCGUCGCCGGGGUGUUGCUCGACCACCAUGUCUAGUGGUCUCGUGGCGGAUAUUAGGGUUGGGUUGAAGGAUGAGCAAGAUGAGUUAUGUUGUAAUAUUGGGAGUAGUAGGAGCAAAGGUAGUAGGAAAAAUAGGAUUGAGAAAGUGAGUGUUGGAGUUUUAAGUGUACUUAAUUGGAGACAUGUUACUCUUGAGGAUGGCCUCUUUUACUUGGAGAAGUUCCUUGAAGUUUGAUUAGGAAUCUAAUUAGGAUGUCAUAUAUGUCUCUUAAUAAUUAUGAAUACAACUUAUAGAAAAAUAUGCAAGACUAAUUAAAAGAGAACUAAGUUUUUAAUAGUUUUCAUAUAUAUGUAAAUUUACCUUUGCUCAUCAUGCUAAAUUACUAAUAUAUAGGUUUUGUAUAUGUAUAUAAAUAUUGCAAAUAUAUAACUUCGGUGGUUUAGGGUAUUUUCUUCCAUGCAUGUGGCCAUAUAUUUUCUUGUGUAAUUUGAUGAAUACAGUGUGAAGUUUCCUUUACUUCCUUCGAAUUAAAGGUGUCCAUUAGUUGUGAUAUAUAUAACUAUUUCCUUGUUUA